Molecule: messenger RNA, 1017 nt
Organism: Penicillium longicatenatum
Lineage: Eukaryota; Fungi; Ascomycota; Eurotiomycetes; Eurotiales; Aspergillaceae
Product: ankyrin repeat domain-containing protein
Exons: 1
Coding region: 1-1017 (338 amino acids)
Source: RefSeq, a predicted model, not a curated record
AUGACAUCACAACAACAGCAAUCUCAGAUGGCGCUACAAGCUCGCCAGCGAAACUUCCAGUUUCUAGCAGCGAGGAGGCAGCAGCAGGCUCAAUCCCAAACAACGGGACAGCCAAUGGGUCGAUCAAUGGCCACGGCUUAUGACUACCUUCCAAUUGUAGAGCCAAGCGAUCUGGGCUGGAUAGGCGGAAAGCCAGCAUACAUCAUCUCCUUCGAAUCCGCCUGUCGCACUGGAUCAGUAUCUACCAUUCAAUCCGUCACCACCUCCCAAGAACUCACUCCAAUUACGCUCCACAAUGGUCUGGUAGCUACUCUGCGCGCCGGCCAUGUAGGAGCUACAAGAUGUCUCCUCCAACUUGGCACACUGAUUACACCUAGAACGGCCGAGAACAUUCUCUUCGCCCCAAUGGAUCGACAAGUUCCCCUCUUCGAUCUCCUAGCGCACCAUGGCUGGGAUCCCAAUACGCCAGAUCGAAAUGGCGCUCCCUUACUCCCUCGAGUAGUGAAAAACAUUCACCUGCUUAAAUGGUUCCUAGACCACGGAGCAAACCCCAAUCUAGGUUCGCAGGAGCAUCCCACCUUCUGCAAAGCCGUCGAAGCCGCUGCGGAGACUGGAACCGUGGAAGCAGUGCGAAUGUUACUCGAUGCCGGUGCCCAUAUGGACAAUGGGGGCCCGUUGUACUAUGCAGCGGGUGUGUGUCCACCAGGAGAGAAUCCGUACAUGGGGACUGUCAGUCCCAGUACUGAUUUCGAUGAAGAUCGGAUUGCAGUGAUGGAGCUCCUUGUGGAGCGGGGAGCGAAUGUAAAUCAGAAGCUUGAAACCAGACAUAUGGUUCCGGGUUAUCCUCUUGUGAUUGCGGUUAUGGCUGGAGCUGUGGGACGGGUAAAAUGGCUUUUGGAGCAUGGGGCGGAUGUGAGACUAAAAGGGGCGUUUGGUAGUGCUGUUGACUAUGCGAACGGUAUGGGCAGUGAUGAGAUGAAGAGGGUUAUAGGGGAUGCAGUAGAAAGGCUAGGAUAA